Uranotaenia lowii is the source of this 908-nucleotide messenger RNA. RefSeq names its product protein takeout-like. The transcript is spliced from 4 exons. NCBI's taxonomy places the organism in Eukaryota, Metazoa, Arthropoda, Insecta, Diptera, Culicidae. The record is from RefSeq and is a predicted model, not a curated record. The coding region runs from base 138 to 908 and encodes 256 amino acids.
UUAGCUCGUUCGAGAACGAGAAUUUCUGUUUGCAGAAUCUAAUGAAAAAAUAAAAUCUAGCGAUUUUAAGUGUCAUUGAAGUGAAAGUGAAAUAGUGAAAAUUUUGUGAUAAGUAGUCAAAGCCAGAGUAUUCCAUUAUGCCUAGAAUAACGUGUUUGGUGAUUAUAACGACUAUCACACACUUUUGUGUAUCUAAGGAUUUGCCAUCCACCUUUCAACGAUGCCAACGGGAAGAAUCCGAUUUCGACAGUUGCCUCAUGGAGGCCAUCAAUGGCGCCAUCCCGCAGCUAACGAACGGAAUGUCCGAGUUUGGAAUACUACCGAUCGAUCCACUGCUGGUGAAUUCGCUGACCAUCGAACAAGGCACAUCUUCCCCGAUCAAUCUGAAACAGGACUUCAAGAACGUUAAACUGAAGAGACUGAGCCAAUCGAAGGUCACUAGCAUUAAAACAGACUUGAAAAAAUUCAGCAUCAAAGCGGAGGCCAUCACACCUUACAUGGAGUUUAUCGGCGAUUAUGUGAUGACCGGGCGUGUGUUGCUCCUUCCGGUUACCGGUAAGGGCUUUUCAAACAUAACUCUUCAAGGGUUGACGACGAAGCAUGAACUCAUCGGCGAGCCGGUUAAGAAAAAGGACCAAACGUACAUGCGCAUCAAGAAGUACAUCGUGAAAUUCGAGGAUCCGAAACUGGUGACGGUUAAAUUCGAGAACCUCUUCAAUGGGGACAAAGCCCUGGGGGACGCAAUGAACAAGGUCAUGAACGACAACUGGCUAUUGAUGUUCAACGAGCUUCGGGGAGCCUACGAAGAUACGUUCGGAUAUAUCUUCAGAGAUAUAAGCAAUAAAAUUUUCCUAAAGGUUCCAAUGAAUAAAAUAUUUUUAGAAAAUUACUUGAACGUGUUUUAUUAG